GUAAAGUUAGGAAGAUCUUAAGUUUAAUAUGAAUAACAUAAAGUAGACUUAAAAAAUACACAUAAAGCAGUAAACAGCUAUACAAUUUUUCAUUCGAAAAAAUGUAUUUUCAAUUUGUUGUUAUUUUCAGUUUAGUAAACUAUGUACAAUUAGAUAUGACCAACGCAGAAGAAAAUAAGACGUCUAGAGAGAACGAUACUGUGGCUAAAACACUGUCUGAUAGUCAAGAUCUGAUAAAAACUGUCAUGGGUCAAUUGUAUCAACCGAAAAUUGACGUUGACAUUUUGCGCAAAUCAAUUGAGGAUUCUAAGCUAACCAAUAAAGAAAUUGAGGAGCUUGAAAUUGCAUUCAAAAAACACACAACACAAGACAACGAUAAUAUAACCGCAGAACAAUUCCUAACUGUUAUUAAUUCUCAGGGUGUAACAUGGACAUUGGACGAAUGCAAAAAUUAUUUUAAAGCUUAUAAUAUUGAAAAUGAAACAAUUAAUUACGAACAGUUUAUUGGUAUGAUAAAACGUCUUCAUAAAAUAUACCUUACACCAUUAGAGGCAAUGACAGUGGAAGAUAUCGAAUGGUUAAAUAUUUUCAAAAUAUACGACCUGGAUAGAGACGGUGAAAUAAGUGCAAAAGAGAUGUACACAGUAUUGAAUUCAAACAACAGAUCGUGUAAAAUGGAAUGCAUCACAUCACUUAUUGAUUUACACGAUUUCGAUAAAAACGGUUCACUUAAUAUUGAAGAGUUUCGAUAUUUUAAUAUGAUUAAGGGAAACGCAAAAGAUCAUUACAAACAAAUGUUCAAUAUUAUUGACGAAGACAAAAACGGAUUGAUUAGUAAAAAUGAGCUAUCCCGUUUUUUAACACUUCAUCACUUUGGGAUGAGUCAGGAUGCUAUAGUAAAUCUCACGAGAUGGACUGACGAAGAUGAUGACGGCCAAAUUAAUAUGAACGAGUUCUUUAAUUAUAAUAAUAUCAAAGACACUACCGAGGAACAUUAGAUGAUGUAGUAUUGACUUAUAUCUACAUAAUAAUAAUUAAAAUUAUAUAACACUUAUGAUAAAAAUAAAAUAAAAAAAUUAUAUAUAACCUAUAACUAUGUAUGAUACACCAUAAAAAAGAUUUAAAAUAAUAACAACUCUAAAU
Molecule: messenger RNA, 1143 nt
Organism: Adelges cooleyi (spruce gall adelgid)
Lineage: Eukaryota; Metazoa; Arthropoda; Insecta; Hemiptera; Adelgidae
Product: calcium-binding protein LPS1-alpha-like
Exons: 7
Coding region: 102-998 (298 amino acids)
Molecular function (GO): calcium ion binding
Source: RefSeq, a predicted model, not a curated record